AUAUGUCAAUUGAAACUGACAAUAAAGACUGAGCAUGUGUAAUCGACUUAGGGUAUGAAAAUAGGGUUUUCAUUUAAAUUUGAUAUGAAAAUAUUUUAAACAUGUUUAAAAAAGUUGCUGUGGGAAUUUCAGGGGGUGUUGAUAGUUCAAUAGCGGCGUUGCUUUUGAAAAGAAAAGGAUUCAAUGUACAGGGCGUAUUUAUGCAAAAUUGGGACAUUAGAGACGAAAAGGGAGUUUGCAGCAGCGAAGAAGAUUUUAAAGAUGCUCAAUUUGUAUGUAAUAAGCUAGGAAUUAAGUUAAAUCAUGUAAAUUUUGUGAAACAGUAUUGGAAUGAAGUGUUUUGUGAUUUAAUUAAAGAAUAUGAAUCGGGUAAUACACCGAAUCCGGAUAUUCUGUGCAACAGAAAUAUAAAAUUUAAUUAUUUCUACAAAUAUGCAAUUGGAGAACUAGGAUGUGAUGCAAUCGCAACUGGUCACUACGCUAAUAGUAGUUUUGGACGAUUUUUAGAAAAAUAUGAAUCAAAUAAAGCUGUUAAACUAUUGUUGGCAAAAGAUAGUAAAAAAGAUCAGACUUUCUUCCUUUGUCAAGUGAGGCAAGAGAUGUUAAGAAAAACGAUGUUUCCAUUAGGAAAUUUGACGAAAUUAGAAGUAAAACAAUUGGCAGUAGAUAAUGAUUUAGAAAGAAUUGCUUCAAAACCUGAAAGUAUGGGUAUUUGUUUCAUAGGCUCGAGAAACUUUCAAGACUUCAUCAAAGAAUAUAUUCCAGAUAAAUCAGGGGAUUUCGUUGAUAUAAAUACAGGAAAAGUUGUUGGAAAACAUGAAGGUAUACACAAAUGGACUUUAGGACAAAGAACGAGAAUAUCUGGACUUCCUGUAGCUUAUUUCGUGGGAAGGAAAGAUGUGGAAAAUAAUAUAAUAUACGUAGCAUCCGGUACUGACCACUCUCUUCUCCAUAGUGAUUUAUUUUUUACUGGAGAGCCUCACUGGAUCCAUUCGGAGCCUUCGGAGUUACAAUGUAACUAUAUUUUGGAAUGUAACUUCAAAUUUCAGCACACGGAAAAUUGGAAACGUUGCCAAAUUUGUAAAAUCGAAAAUGGUUUAGUGGUGAAACUUGAUGAGGAAAUGAGAGCCUUAACCAAUGGACAAUAUGCAGUGUUUUCAAAAAAUGGGGAAUGCUUAGGGAGUGCCAAAAUUAAAACUACACCAAUUUCUAGGUUUUCUUAUGAUUAUGAUGUAAAUAAAUAUAAAGAAAAAAGUGAAACUGAAAUAAUUACAGAGCAAAUUUGAAAUGUAUUUAAUUUAUCUCAUUUUCUCAUUGUCCAUGUUGUCAUUUUUUUUACAAAUGCUUGCAUUGACUAGGAAUUCUAGAACUAGCUAAACCAAAGCUUUAUUCUCCUGGUGAGGAGUUUAGGUAAAUACUUUCUGGAGAAAUUCAACUCGAGAAGACACCAUCCUUCCUCACUUAAUUUUCUUUGAUUCAUGUAUGACCAAAUAAUUCUUUUAAUGCUUUUUUUACCCUCCUAUAUAAGCUUUUACUAAAUCACAUUGGAGUUUAGGUGCUUAGGGAUGAUGAGUAUUCGGUACCAGCCCCAAAUACUCCCAAUAUCAGCUCAUGUGCUGGUUUUUGAAUCAUCCAUAUACCAUUUCGUGGUAGUUAUUCUCAGUUUUGAUAAUUUUGUCUCCUUUCUUAUUCAACAAUUUGGCAAAGUUCUUCUGAAAGCUCAUUUUCUGCUUCUCUACCAGUUUUUCGAUAUCCUAUCUUGUAGAGGCAUUUUCUUACAUCAAAGAAAGUCACUUAUUAUCCUUUCCUGGUGUACCUAUUGGCCUCUUGUUUUUUUGAUUCACGUGUAACCAAAAACCCAGAUUAAAAAAACUAUAAUUCUUCUUAUGUUCUCUUUCACACUCCCAUAUCAGCUUUUACUCAAUGACUUUGGAGUUCGGGCGCUUAGGGGUGAUGAGGAUUCAGUACCAGCCUCAAAUACUCCAACAUCAGCUCAUGUUGUGGGUUUUUAACAGUUUCGUGGUAGUUCUUAUCAGUUUCUGGUAAUUUUCAGUCUCAACAACAUGAAAAAGUCCUUUUGGAUGCUAAGAAGGUUCGAUACUUCAAUGAGGAGGGAAAGGCUGUUAAAUAAUUAGUUUUUAGGGGUAGCUAAAAUUUAAAAAAAACGCCAAAGUCCAUGUUUUUCUUAUAAUUAUAAUACAGACAAAUACAAACGAUAAUAAAAUAAUUAAGCCCUU
Diorhabda sublineata is the source of this 2237-nucleotide messenger RNA. RefSeq names its product mitochondrial tRNA-specific 2-thiouridylase 1. NCBI's taxonomy places the organism in Eukaryota, Metazoa, Arthropoda, Insecta, Coleoptera, Chrysomelidae. Gene Ontology annotation, cellular component: mitochondrion. The transcript is spliced from 5 exons. The record is from RefSeq and is a predicted model, not a curated record. Gene Ontology annotation, biological process: tRNA wobble position uridine thiolation. Gene Ontology annotation, molecular function: sulfurtransferase activity. Bases 102 to 1286 code for a protein of 394 amino acids.